Molecule: messenger RNA, 2841 nt
Organism: Tympanuchus pallidicinctus (lesser prairie-chicken)
Lineage: Eukaryota; Metazoa; Chordata; Aves; Galliformes; Phasianidae
Gene: SMIM45
Product: small integral membrane protein 45
Exons: 2
Coding region: 1050-1490 (146 amino acids)
Source: RefSeq, a predicted model, not a curated record
GAUAUCAAAUCUCUUGUGGAUAAGGAUGUGACUGCACAAGGACAUGGAGGAAGCCAGGGCUGGGAGCAGGCUGCCCAAGGAGGUGGUGGGAUCACCAUCAGUGGAGUUGCUCAAGAACCAUGUGGAUGCGGCACUGAGGGAUAUGGUUAGAGGGCGUGAUGGGGGUGGGCUGACAAUAGGACUGAUGAUGAUAUUAGAGAUUUUUUCCAGCCUUGAAGAUUCAGUUGUUCUAUAACCUGAUCAGUUCUCCCAGAGCACGUAGUUCCAGGCAGCAUAGCCACUCCUGUGCUGCUGGGCUGCUCCAGCAGGCCCACACACAGGGAUUCCUGCCUGGAGCCACUCUUGUGGGCGCAGAGCGGGACAGUCUGUGUGUAGGUAUGCCUGGGACAUGCCAAGUGGCUUGUAGCAGCUGUACUCAUAGUGAGAGCUGAGCUGCAGCUGCAGUGUUUCCACGUGGCUGAGCUGCACGUGGCACGUCAGUGCUUGCUUGUGGAGAAACCUCUGAUGUGACAGCACCCGAGAAACAAUCACAAGCAGCGAGCUGUUGCCACGGCACCUGAGGCAUGACUCCACUGGCUGCACGGGGCUGCAGCGGGCAGAGGGAUGGGAAGGAAGCCAUGCGCAGCCUUGCCUGAUAGCAGUGCAGGACAGUGUGAGACGGUGAGUGGCAGUGUGUCACCUGUCAUCGGUGCCAACAGGAACACGUGGGCCGCGGGUUUCUUGAGGAGAGGGCUCACACCCCUUUGCACCUGAAAUGCAAUCUUCUGCAAAGUCAAACCUCACCCCUCCUGGGAUAUAUGGAUCUGGGUGUAUACGGGCUCUGCUUCAGGGCUCAGAUGGUGCUGCGGCGCUUAUUAGUCCUCCAAACCCCACUGCAGAGGGCAGCAGGGCUGGAAAAAAAAAAAAAAUGAGGAAGAGAAAGCAAGAAGCUGGGUCCUUCCCAUCUGCAUCAAAGCUACUGCCAGACUGGGAAUGGAUUCGUGCAGUCUCAGAACCGCUUCUGCCGUUAUCCCAGUACCGGCUGCAGCGGGGCUGCUCCCAGCUCGGUGAUGGAUGCAAUUGUCCCUCCUCCGGGUUUGGGGGGGGGUGGGAGAGAGGGAAGAGGGGGGCUCUGGGUGAGCCCCGAGCUCCCCGCGGGAGGAGGCUGCUGCUGUCCCCGCCUCUCGCUGCCGCCCCGCGCUCCGCUUCGCACCGGCCCCGGCAGAGGCAGUGCGGAGAGCGGCCCCGUUCAUCCCGGGGGGAGCGGCUCCAUCCCGCCGCCCGUGGCCGAGGGAGGAGCAGCCAUGCCGCACUUCUUGGACUGGUUUGUGCCUGUGUACCUGAUGAUCUCCAUCCUCAUCCUGGUGGGCUUUGGAGCCUGUAUUUACUACUUUGAGCCUGGCCUCCAGGAAGCCCACAAGUGGCGAACGCAGAGGCCGAUCAUGGAACGAGACCUUCGGAAGACGCUGAUGAUUCGGGACAACCUGGCCUUUGGGGUGCCUGAGGUCUGAUGUGCCCACCAGGUGGAUGGAAGGCCAGAGGUGGUGGGAGAGGACUCAUGCUCUGCUGAUUUGGGUCUUCUGCUUGCCACUCACCCUCUGGCCCUAUGCUCCUCAGGUUUGUACAGCAUGGCAGGCUCAGAGCUUUCCAUGAGCUUGUAGGCCAUCUUCCAGCCAAGAGUUUUUGCUCCUCCCCAGGGAUGAUGUCACUUCUUGGAGCCAUUCACACAAAGGGUGCCAUGUUUGUCACCGGAGCUGGAGCUGCCUGGCUUCUUGGCACCACCCCAGGAGGUCUCUGCAGGGGUAACAGGAUAGGUGAAGCUCUGCCAAAUAAGGGUUCAGCAAGAUCCUGAGACCAACUCUACUGAAGAUGCUCUGCUUUUCUGUUGGGGUUUUGGAGAUGGAGAACUUCAGAGCCUGGUGCUCACAGACUGAUGUUUUCAGGAGCUCUGCCUUUGCGUUGAACAUUGUUUCUGAAGAGGUUCAUCCAAGUCCCGUGUCAUGCAGUGCUGCUCUGCAGCUCUCCAGAUCUGUCAUGUAGACCUCUCCCAGUUGCCAACCCUUCUGCUCUCUGCCACUGCAUGAGACAGGACACAUCUCUGUGAGCUGCCUUCUUCAAUGCAGAUAGUCCCCAGCUCAGUGCCGCUGUCGCUUGGCUGUCACUUUCAGCACAAGCUCAGCCAUCCCUUUACUCACAUGUCUCUGAGAAGGGACAACACACUUCCCCUCUGUCUGGUUCCUUGAAUCAAGACAGAUCUCAAGCAUUGGGCUGGAGUGAGUGAACAAUAUAAGCUUUGUAAUUCUCUGGGGGGUAUGAGGCAAUUUUUAGCUCUGAGGGUUUUGAUUCAAGAAGGAAUGGGUCAGGGCACCCUGUAAAUAUUGAGGUCUUUCAGGCAUGUCUCAUCCUUCCAGACUGGAGUAGAACCACCAUUACCUUCCCCACCAACACUGGGUACCCCGGCAGGAGCUGUCAGUCUCCACUCCAAGCCAGAGAAGCUGAGACCCAUUCGAUUCAGACAAGCACUGGGGGUCUUGAUGUGAGUCCCCUGGCUGGGUAGCCUCUCUCAGCAGGGAAAUGGAGCCAGCGGGUUUACUCAUGUGCCAAAAUUUGUGCUCGCUGUGCUGAGCAAAGGCUCAAAACACAGGUGCAGCCUCACACAGGUGCAUUCCAUGUUUGUUGUGCCUUGGUUGCUUGGGGCUGGGAAAAGAACUGCACUGCAUGGUACCAAGUGCCAUCCUCAGUUUCAUCAACCACAUUCCUGCCCCAGCCUGCUGCCCUGCUCCAUGCCAUGAUCUCUCCACAGCUCACUAAGUACUAUUGUCAAUAGACUCCACAGCAGAAUAAAGGUGUGUGCAAACUGUG